Molecule: messenger RNA, 2510 nt
Organism: Anopheles stephensi (Asian malaria mosquito)
Lineage: Eukaryota; Metazoa; Arthropoda; Insecta; Diptera; Culicidae
Exons: 2
Coding region: 334-2082 (582 amino acids)
Source: RefSeq, a predicted model, not a curated record
GAGGGCGACCGUUCGCGGAGGCCCGUUUUGCAUGCAUGCGUGCGUGCCCGGCGCAAAGAAGGUUGCCUUGUGUCCCGAAUUGUGGAACCGCUGGUGACAGUUUCGAAGUGACGGUGAACGCGGUUUGACGGUCUCCAUUGGUGAUGGGUUGUGGUGUCUAGUUUGUCCGUGUAUCAUAUCGAAGCCUACUUAGUGAAAGAGUUGGAAUAUCGAUUGUGUUCUUUGGUGAACUGUUCGUAGUGAUGUGAAAGGAAGGAUCAAGUGAAGGAUCACUUUGGUUUGUGUGAUUUGUUGGGGCACGAAAGAAAAGGUGUGUGAAGCAACAGUAGCAGAAUGUUCAACGACAGAAAACUCACCGGCACUGGGCACGGGUUCGUGAAGGCGUACAGUAACAAUUGGCUGUCGCAGCUGGGAGCGGUGUAUAAAUAUGAAUCACCGAAGGACGUGCUCCGUAAACCGAACCACCAGCACCGGAAGAUCGCCCUGUACAGCAUCCUGGCGAUGGCGUUUGUCGCCUUCUUUACGCUCUUCAUGAUUGUGCACGAGGCGGACCGAAAAUCGCGCCAAAUGUUGAUCGACGCAAGCUUCACCAACGAAACGGCCAUCGAACCAAGCGCCGGCGGAUACAACACGAUCCUCACAACGCCUCUCUCAUCGGGAAUCGCGUCGUCCGGGAACACAACGUCCCAGGAGGAAGACGAGUCGACCUCCGUGAAGCGUACACGUCGCCUAAGAUAUUACGGGGCAGAACAAAAGCCAGUGGGACGGGAUCGUUUGGUGCUACUUCCAGCUCGGUUCCUUAAGCCACCCUUACCACUUGCCCCCGAUUGGUCCUCUUGGGAGGAGGCGAAAGCGAAUCCGUCCACUGGUGAGGAAGCCGAACGUCGGCGCGACACACUCACCGUCGAACCGAAACCCUUCCAGGUGGCAAUGAGUGGGCUUGUGCCGGUCGGCUUCCAACAACCGCCACGCGCAAACCGAACGACGAAAGCUCUCGCCAACGAUUGGACACCAUCGAGCGUGCAGGACAUCGUACGGCAGCUGACACUGGCCAAGCGAAAGCAGCAGCAACAGCUUCAGCAGCAACAUCUGCUCUACUACAACUACCCGUACAAUCCGUCCCUGCAACCGGCCGAGUUUAAUCAUCCGGUACAUCCCAAUCAUCGGGUCAAGUUUAGCGGAAUCUAUCGACAUCCGCGUAAGGAGGGUGACAUUACGACGCUGUUCGGUGCGGCCUCUCAGCGUCCCCGGGAAGUCCACCUUCAAGCACCGCAGCUCAUAAACCAACAGCUUCAACCCGAUCGUCUGUACAACUUCAAACCAUCGAACCCGAGCGAAGUGAAUCUGCUGGCGACCGAGCAGUUCCGGUUCGCACCGGCCACCGGCACAUCCACGCCGGAAAGCGAUGAAUGGCCCACACGCGGUAUGCCGUUCUCGGUGAUGCUCAACCUGGAACCGAUGCCGAUCGUGGGUCCUCCGGGAACGAAAGCACUCUCUCCACAGCGAUACAGGAAGCGGCUGCGAAACCCGUACCGGAAUCCGUACCGGCAACCGGCAUGGCCAGAGCAAACGUUCGCCCAGCUCGCUCCCUAUCAGCAGCGUGCUCGACCGUCCCAGCAGCAGCAACCGUACCGGGCGGCAUUUGGCCAGGCCGGAAGUGAAGAAUACGAGGGUGAGAACUAUUUCCGCAAGGAGGGACGGGUGCCGCCCCGCAUUCCACCCUUUUCCGCACCGUUCAUUGCUCCCGGCCGUUUGAUGGUGCACUUUAACAUCUAUCCCCGGCAUCAACCGAUCUCACAGGUGGCGGAACGUAAAUCGGGACACGAUUACACCACGCCUCCGGAAUCGUUCGGUUCGUCCGAACUGAACACGGGUGAGACACCAGCGACAAGCGAAGCACCGACGAUCGUAGCGCCAGUCACAUCGACGGUGGAGGUGAUAAAAUCGAUCGAAAUUCCAACCAAGAUCAACUUCGAUCAUGUACCGCUCGGGCGCAAUCCACCACCGCCGUUGCCUUCGUUUAGCCGAUGGACGAGUGACGAUCGUAGGAACGGAGGGUGGAACGGAGCAUUACGAGCGUGAGCAAGCGGUGGUGCAUUUUAUGUUUAAGCGUAGGAAGAGAGGGUGUGUGUUAGGGUAGGGUAAGGAUUGUAGGCUGGGAGUAUGUGCAUUAGAAAGGAGUAGAUGUUUUGUAUUGGCGGGUUUUCGGGAUUGAUUCCGAGUAGAUUGCCUUAAGGAUUGUAGAUAGUGUUAGUGUAUCCGCCUAAUACUUAGUACUUAAUCUGUUUUCGUGUGCAUAGUGAUGCGUCCGGGAGAUAUUUAGGCGGCCUUCAUACAGGUCCAAUCGUUACUGUAAGUAAGGGUUGAAUUCCGACUCUUAGAUGAACCCUGUUCAGCAGGUUCGUCGGGAUUAAAGUUGUACUGGUACAUAUCUCCUUAACCGGAACGUAGUUGGAUAUACUUUCAUAGAAGGAUAGGUGGACUUGUCUGGUUAUGAUGUCCAUAGGCUC